AUGCGCCACUCAUGGCCCAUUUCGGGAGGUCUUGGAAGGGAAUGCGCAACCGGUCAUCAAGAAUUAGUCAUUACUGGGCACAAAGAUGGAACAGUGAGAUUUUGGCAGGAAACGGGUGAACAUCUACAAAUUUUGUAUCGGCUCAAAACUGCAUCUCAUUUUGAGCGACUUGAAGAAAUGGAGGGAUGCGAUAAAGUGUCACAUGCUGUUAAGGAUAUUGAAUUAUGUCUUGAGUCUCGGCAACUUCUUGUCGCAGGAAUGUGUGGCCAGGUCACUCUAUUCCGUUUCGUGAAAACUGAAAGCAUGAAUACAAUCGCCGUUGUGAAUAUUCCACUACUGGGCAACCCGUCAACGUCGACAGCGGAAUUCGAGAAGCCGCCACUUGCGAAUGGGCCAGGUGGAAAAGAAAUGCGACGACAACGGAAGAUUGUUUCUCGUGAGUCUACGAACUCAUUGGAUACGAGCGAUUCCGGUGAAGAGAGAAUUGUGCCAUUCAAAGUUCGCGGAGCUCCCGUCAAACGGCCGCCCGGACUUCAACCAGAACUCGCCUGUUUCGUUCCUUGGCCUACAAUAAAUAAAGUGGAUCAUGUGACUUCGAUUGCGCUCAAUUCGCUUUAUGGUGUUCUAGCCAUAGGGACAGCAUCGGGUCUCGCUCUCGUUGAUACAACACAAUGUGCCUUGAUAUAUGCAUGGACUACUAGUGAAUUAUAUGGAUCAGAGCCGACACCAGCUAUUCAGUUGAGUAUGCAAAAUAGCGAAGGAGCAAGUCCAUUGGAGUCCGACGAGGUGUUCAAUGAGGACGUGCUCGUCUACAAUGUCGCAACCGGUCAGUACAAUAUGCAGCAUCGCGAGAAUGGCUUUUUGCACACUGGCGAGCAGCCAUUAAGGCCGAAAUCGGCGAAUUCGUCGAGCAAACCGAGCGGAGUGAUGGGAAUUUUGCGGCGAAACACCGCUGAAUUGGCUGCGACAAUUCGCGACAAAUACCAGAAUCGCGAUCGGAAUGAUUCGACUGAUCGGCCUGACGCGGAACGAACCGUAACCCCGCCACCAACGCCUAGCGAAUCGAUUACAAAAUCAGGAAGGAGUCAUUCCGUUAAAGGAAGUUUCAUGCGAAGAUUCGCUAAGGCAUCGACGAAGGAGAAACGAGCUACGACGCCGACUGUGGAGAGGUCGAAGAGUUUUCACUCGCAUAUUUCUGAAGAAGUCGCCGGUUACACUCGAUGCGCCAAAACGAAUAAACAACGAAUUGAAGCAACGGUCGUUCGACGCACGUCGACCGCAAUUGUUCAAAACGCAAUCGGUGGAGAAUCGACAGCUCCUUCGCCAUCGUUGACACGUCAAGCGAAUGCGUCACCAUCGACGUCGGUGCAUUCGCUGGAUCGAUCAUUGUCGUCGCAACCGCAGGAAGCGAUCACAUCGCUCAAGUUCAUUCAUUCGCAUUCCAAACGAAAUGAUCAAAAAAUGGCGCCAUGCUUAUGGGUAGGAACAUCAGCUGGAGCUUGUUUGGCGUUGAAUCUGAUUCUUCCUGAAGAUCGAUUCACGUCAACUGUAGUCGUCGCACCGUCAGGCACUGUUGUUAAAACGAAAGGACAAGUCUUGUAUCAGGGUUUCAUGGAUUCCCAGUUUUGUUUGAUGAGUGCCGCCGCCGAGUCGUAUAAGGAUUCGAAUAGAGAAUCUUCGGCGACGAGUCCGGAACGAACUCUCAAUAAUCGAAUUUUGACAAAAUCUAGUUUGGCUCCACAUUACUCAAACUCUGUUGAUGUAAAUGAAGAAAUUUCGCAAAUUUUGAUAGUUGCUGCUGAAAUGGAGGUCAAAGUGAUCGCGCUUCCGACAUUCAGUCAGUUGUUCGUUCACAAAUGCGAUGAUAUUCCUCUGGUUAAGGUCAAUGCAACUCAUAUUCGAGGUCAUCCUGUUCUGAUGUGUAUAUCCGCAGCCGGCCAGAUGGUGCUUUUGUCGCUUCCAAGUCUACGACUUCUUCACACUUCACCACUUUUCCCACAUUCUGUCGAAAUCGAAGAUGCAAUCUGCCAGAAAACGUCGUUCUCUGAUCAUGGUCUUGGGGUCUACAUGGCGAGCCCAAGUGAGAUGGAAAAGUACACAGUGUGUGCGGAGCUCGCCGAGCAGACGAGCGACUCGUUGGGCGAGCUGUUUGUGCCGUGUGAAAUGCCAGAACCACCGAAAAACACGUCGUUCUUGAAGGGAGUCUCGUCGAUUUUCAGCGCCACACCUCGACAGGAUUCUGCGGAUCUUGACAGGAUUUUGAGUGACAACAGCAAGGAUCCGAAAGCCGCUGGAGCGCCGACAACUAUGCGAAGUAUUGGCCGAACGAUUCCGGGGCCUUCGAUGUCAAUGGAUAGAGCUCAUGCUGGUGGAGUUUCAGCUGGACAAGCAGCAGCUAUGGCUAUUCAGAAUUUGAACGAACGAACUGAAAAAUUGAAUGCGACUGUCGACGCAACGGAAAAUUUGAAAAAUAACGCGAUGAGCUUGUCUUCCCGAACCGGAAAACUCGUCGAAAAGUAUGAGAAGAAGAAAUGGUACAACUUUUAG
Messenger RNA from Caenorhabditis bovis, 2547 nucleotides. NCBI's taxonomy places the organism in Eukaryota, Metazoa, Nematoda, Chromadorea, Rhabditida, Rhabditidae. The record is from the annotation of a GenBank genome assembly.